AUGCUGACCAGCAUCACCGAUGGGAUACUGUGCUGCCUGACUGGAAAGGCCACCAGUCUUGUCUUGCCCUUGGAGUCCUCUGAGCCCUCUGAUGGCUUUGAGUUUGUGGAGGUCAAGCCUGGGAGAGUCCUGCGGAUGCGGCACAUCAUCCCUGAGCGCCACCCGGUACUAUCAGAAGACCACCUGGCCGCGAAGAAGACUGAUGGUGAUGGCAACGUUGAGGAUGCUAAUAAUGAGAGUAUUUGUAUCCCUGGAAGCAUUGUUCACUGCAAGAGGAAGAUCACGGUUUACCGCAACGGCCAGCUGGUGAUUGAGAAUUUGGGUGAUGUUCUGCACUCUGAAAUCCUGCAGUGCCAGGACGGAGACCUGGAGCCAUGUAGCACCGUGGAGGUAGAGCUGGCUGACUACAAGGAGAUGGCUUCAUCUCCGGACCCCAACCCGGUUCCUCCCCCUGUUCCUCCUCCCCCUGGGGAACAGAAACCUGCUCCACCCCCUCGCCGUCGCCGCCGCAAGCCCAAGCGUACAGUAGUCAUUGACUCAAAGAGGGAGAUCUCUAGCUGCAAAGGCACACACUCAGAUGUGGCAUUGUUCUUCGUGCAUGGUGUCGGAGGCUCCCUGGACAUUUGGGGCAGCCAGUUGGACUUCUUCUCUCGGCUGGGCUAUGAAGUAAUUGCGCCUGACCUGGCAGGGCAUGGAGCCAGCACUGCCCCACAGAUCGCAGCCGCUUACACUUUUUAUGCCCUGGCAGAGGACCUGCGUGCCAUCUUUAAGAGAUAUGCUCGUAAACGCAACAUUCUUAUUGGUCACUCCUACGGGGUGUCAUUUUGCACCUUCCUAGCCCAUGAAUAUCCUGACCUAGUCCAUAAGGUGGUGAUGAUCAAUGGCGGUGGUCCCACAGCUCUGGAGCCCAGCCUCUGUUCUAUCUUCCAGCUGCCUUCCUGUGUCCUUCACUGUCUAUCCCCCUGUCUUGCUUGGAGCUUCCUCAAAGCUGGAUUCGCCCGACAAGGUACCAAAGAGAAGCAGCUGCUGAAGCAGGGCAAUGCCUUUAAUGUGUCUCCGUUCGUCCUGCGUGCCAUGAUGAGUGGACAGUAUUGGCCUGAGGGAGAUGAGGUCUACCAUGCCGAGCUCACUGUGCCCAUCCUUCUGGUGCAUGGCAUGUGUGACAAGUUUGUCCCCAUGGACGAGGACCAGCGAAUGGCAGAGAUCCUCCUUUUUGCGUUCCUAAAAGUCAUUGAGGAGGGAAGUCACAUGGUCAUGAUGGAGUGUCCUGACACUGUCAAUACCCUUUUGCAUGAGUUCUUCCUAUGGGAGCCUGACAUGUCCAAAAAGGACUGUGCCAAAAUAGACAGAGAGAAACCUCUUAUUGUCAGUGACACUAUUCAGACACUAAAAGUAAACAAGCCCUUGGUCAAAUAA
Molecule: messenger RNA, 1416 nt
Organism: Lampris incognitus (smalleye Pacific opah)
Lineage: Eukaryota; Metazoa; Chordata; Actinopteri; Lampriformes; Lampridae
Gene: abhd8a
Product: abhydrolase domain containing 8a
Exons: 4
Coding region: 1-1416 (471 amino acids)
Molecular function (GO): catalytic activity
Source: RefSeq, a predicted model, not a curated record